Sesamum indicum (sesame) is the source of this 934-nucleotide messenger RNA. RefSeq names its product ubiquitin-conjugating enzyme E2-17 kDa. The record is from RefSeq and is a predicted model, not a curated record. Lineage: Eukaryota; Viridiplantae; Streptophyta; Magnoliopsida; Lamiales; Pedaliaceae.
CCCCCACAGAUUUUCUUCUAUAAAAAAUUAACCCUACUAUUAUAUAAAACCCCCUGUUUCCAUCUCAAUCAUUUCCUCCUUCCUCACAAUUGGCCCAGUUUUCCUGCUCCUUGUCCGCGACCUCCGCAUUUUUUUUUCUAUAUUUUGAAUCAGGUUGAAAAGGGAUUUUGAUGGCGUCGAAAAGGAUACUGAAGGAGCUCAAGGAUUUGCAGAAGGAUCCUCCGACGUCAUGCAGUGCCGGUCCCGUAGCAGAAGAUAUGUUCCAUUGGCAAGCAACAAUAAUGGGGCCUUCUGAUAGCCCCUAUGCUGGGGGUGUAUUUUUAGUUUCAAUUCAUUUCCCUCCUGAUUAUCCUUUUAAACCUCCAAAGGUUGCAUUUAGGACAAAGGUAUUUCACCCUAACAUCAAUAGCAAUGGAAGCAUUUGCCUUGAUAUUCUGAAAGAACAGUGGAGUCCAGCUUUGACCAUCUCUAAGGUCCUGCUGUCCAUCUGCUCCUUGUUGACGGAUCCAAAUCCUGAUGAUCCUCUCGUACCAGAAAUUGCUCAUAUGUACAAGACAGACCGGGCCAAGUAUGAGGCCACCGCCCGUAGCUGGACACAAAAAUAUGCCAUGGGAUGAUGGUGAAUCAGCAGUACCUAGCAUGUCCGAAAGACUUUGCAGUUCCAGUGUUUUCCGUUUAUGCUUGGGUGAAAAAAGAAUAAAAUAGAAGUAUUCAUGAGGUACUUUGCUUAUUUUUAACUCUCAGGUUAAUGCUGGGAAUGUACUGACUCUCUCGAUUUGCUCAAUCUUUACUCCAAAUAGAGUCUGGAAUGUACUCGAUCCCUCAAUUUGUGAAUACACGCUGAAAAAGUUGCUAGGAUGAGAACUGUAAUGUAAAAUGUCAUUUGAUGCUUUCCGCAUAUUGUUGAUCAAUGCAUCCGUUACCUUCGUUGAAA